Microdochium trichocladiopsis is the source of this 2546-nucleotide messenger RNA. RefSeq names its product glycosyl hydrolase. The coding region runs from base 101 to 2371 and encodes 756 amino acids. Gene Ontology annotation, biological process: carbohydrate metabolic process. The record is from RefSeq and is a predicted model, not a curated record. Gene Ontology annotation, molecular function: hydrolase activity, acting on carbon-nitrogen (but not peptide) bonds. The transcript has a single exon. NCBI's taxonomy places the organism in Eukaryota, Fungi, Ascomycota, Sordariomycetes, Xylariales, Microdochiaceae.
CUUUUGCCCUCGGCGAGUCCUUCGUUCACAAUCGUUGCCCUGCCGUGGUGACUUCCUUUCGCUUAUCCGACUUUACACCUUCGCUUCUACGCAUCUCACCAUGUUGUUCAACAUCAAGAGCACCGUUAUCGGUGCUCUGCUGAGCGCAACAGCUGUCCAGGCUGCUUGCUCAAGCAACCUCCUAAUCGAUAAUUUCGCAACUUUCUCCCAGAAUACGAACAGCUUGGGUUCGUGGACUAGCGAUGACGGUCAAAUGACUUCGAUCUCGGCGUCUGCCAACACGCUCAGCUUCACCCCGAACGCUAACUCGUACUUCUACGAGACCAUUCCCUGCCAGGCUGCCAGCACCAACAAAUAUACAGCUUUGCAGUUCUCCGUUACGGCGCCUAAGGAUGCGACCUUCUUGGUCGAACUUCAGUCAAAGGCCGCUUGCUCGGAUGCCACUCACAAGAGUGUCUGGUUCACUGUUACUGGCAUGACCGGUUCGAAGCAGACUGUUACCAUUCCCUUCAGCUCUUUCCCUGGCGCGAGCCUGAAUGGCAUCACAGGCUUUGUGUGGUCGACUUUCUCAAAGACGGGUUCGCAGUACCAGCUGAGUAACGUGAACCUCGUCUGCUCUGGCGGUGGCUCGACGCCUACCACUCUCACGUCUGCCACCCAGCCUCCGGCUCCCACGGGAGCCUGCACUCCCUUGGUCGUGGACGAUUGGGAGUCGCAGUCUCGCCUGACUUUCCUGUUCUACAAUGCCCUCAUCCUGCCCACGAGCAGUGACGGCACCAUGUCGUCCCUCGUUGUGAGCAACAACAACAGGAUGACCCUGACGCCCAAGGACACCAGCUCUUACUUCUACAGCAAGACUGGGUGUGUCAACACCCAGAACCGUUAUGGAGGCAUUUCACUCCGCGUCAAGGCGCCACGCGGUACAACCUUCACGAUCCAGCUCAGCUCCCCCGAUACUUGUGGAGGCGAGGACACGAAGUUCGCAGCCCAGACAGCCUCAGACCUUGGCUGGACCUUUGACGGAACCGAGAGAUUGUACACCAUCCCCUUCUCCAAGUUCGGCGCUCUCGACAAGACCAAGGUUUCUACCCUCUUCUUCGCAGGCUUCACUCAGGCUGUCACCUUCGGCCCGAUGGCGUUCUACUGCGGCAACACUGCUGGCGAGUUCGUGCCUCCAGUCACCUCCGCUACUGUUCCCACCGGCACAGUUGCUGCUCCUACCGCGGCUGCCUCUGCUACCCUGGUUAUCGACCGCUUCGGCAACCAGGCUGCCAACGCUCUCAACAUGUGGCACGGUGGUGACGAUGGUCUCAGCUUGACUUGGGGCUCGCAGUCGCUGACUCUCAAGGCCUCUGACUCGGACUACUCGUUCUACACACAGCUCUCCGCCACGUGCAGGGACAUGACCCAGUACGACAACUCCUACCUCCACGUCGUCUACAGCGGCAGCAACAAGUUCACCAUCGCCAUGCAGCAGCACAACUCGCAGUGCAACACGGCCAUCGCCCCGUACCCGGAGACCUGGGACUCGCUCGAGGCCGCGCGCUACUCGUCGGCCACCGAUAUCUACAUCCCCAUCAAGCACUUCAACAUCAACCGCAGCCGGGCCGUCGGCUUCGCGUUCAAGGGCUUCUACACCACGGACUCCACGCAGCUGAAGCUCGUCGAGAUCGUCAACAAGAUCCCAGCCAACGUCAAGAUCCCUGUCAAGCUGCCCAGCGGCAACCUCGUCUUCUCGUGCAAGCGGCCCAACUCGUUCGCCUUCGCCAUCGACGACGGCAUCCCGGCGCUGUCCCAAGAGGUCAUGAAGAUCAUCAAGGAAGAGAACAUCAAGGUCACCUUCUUCACCGUCGGCGCGCCCCUCGACGACGCGGGCACCAACCUGACCAACGUCUACCGCGAGAUGGCCAGCCAGGGCCACCAGAUCGCCCUGCACUCGUACACGCACCCCAAGAUGGAGGGGCUGCCGGACAACGAGGCCAUCGACUGGGAGUACAUCAACGACAUCGACGCCAUGAAGGACGCCUUCGGCGCCAACUACAAGUCCAACUACUUCCGGCCCCCCUUCGGCAACGAGGGCGCCCGCAUGCGCCAGCGCCUCACGCAGGUCCUGGGCACGAGCGACGCGUACAUCAUGAACUGGUCCGUCGACGUCGAGGACUGGCUCUGGGCCGAGUCGUCGACACCCGAGAAGCAGCUCGAAGCGUUCAAGCGCGAUGUCAAUAAGGGCGGCAACCUGGUCGUGCUGCACUACCUGUACCCCAGCACGGUGUCGUACCUGCGCGAGUUCAUCCGCAUCGCCAAGGCCACCGGCAAGCAGCUCAUGCGCGUGGACCAGUGCAUGAUGGACCCGAACGCGCCGCCGUUGUAAGUGGAUGGAUGGGUGGUAGAUGAGCUGGGGAGAUGUGGAGUUGUGAUGAUAUGCGGGCGUGGCGUUGAAGCGGUGAUUCCUUUGUGUCUUCUUGCGAAUAAUGGAUAUCCUCUGUAGUAAAAAAAGUCAGCUAGUCAUAAGAACAUAAUUCAGACCAAUAUCAUCGACAAACGUA